Molecule: messenger RNA, 3395 nt
Organism: Rhinolophus ferrumequinum (greater horseshoe bat)
Lineage: Eukaryota; Metazoa; Chordata; Mammalia; Chiroptera; Rhinolophidae
Gene: GRK2
Product: G protein-coupled receptor kinase 2
Exons: 21
Coding region: 240-2309 (689 amino acids)
Biological process (GO): regulation of signal transduction; regulation of the force of heart contraction; G protein-coupled receptor signaling pathway
Molecular function (GO): ATP binding; G protein-coupled receptor binding; G protein-coupled receptor kinase activity
Source: RefSeq, a predicted model, not a curated record
GCGGCCCGACUGCAGUCCCGGCGGGAGCGGAGCGAGCCGCGGCCGGGCCCGAGCCGGCGCCAUGGGGCGGCGCCGCCUGUGAGCCGCGGCGAGCGGAGCCGCGGGCGCCGAGCGGGGCCGGCGGGCGGCGGCGCCCGAGGCCGACGGAGCGGCCGGGCCGGGCCAAGCGCGCCAGUCGAGCGGAGCGGAGCGGAGCGGAGCCGAGCUGAGCGGCGGGAGAGGCCGCCGCCGCCGCCAAGAUGGCGGACCUGGAGGCGGUGCUGGCCGACGUGAGCUACCUGAUGGCCAUGGAGAAGAGCAAGGCCACGCCGGCCGCGCGCGCCAGCAAGAAGAUCCUGCUGCCCGAGCCCAGCAUCCGCAGUGUCAUGCAGAAGUACCUGGAGGACCGGGGUGAGGUGACCUUUGAGAAGAUCUUCUCCCAGAAGCUGGGGUACCUGCUCUUCCGAGAUUUCUGCCUGAAACACCUGGAGGAGGCUAAGCCCUUGGUGGAGUUCUAUGAGGAGAUCAAGAAAUACGAGAAGCUGGAGACGGAGGAGGAGCGUGUGACCUACAGCAAAGAGAUCUUCGACACCUACAUCAUGAAGGAGCUGCUGGCCUGCUCGCACCCCUUCUCGAAAAGUGCCACUGAACAUGUCCAGGGCCACCUGAUGAAGAGGCAGGUGCCUCCAGAUCUCUUCCAGCCGUACAUCGAAGAGAUUUGUCAAAACCUCCGAGGGGAUGUGUUCCAGAAAUUCAUCGAGAGUGAAAAAUUCACACGAUUUUGCCAAUGGAAGAACGUGGAGCUCAACAUCCAUCUGACCAUGAAUGACUUCAGCGUGCAUCGCAUCAUCGGGCGAGGAGGCUUUGGCGAGGUCUAUGGGUGCCGGAAGGCCGACACGGGCAAGAUGUACGCCAUGAAGUGUCUGGACAAGAAGCGCAUCAAGAUGAAGCAGGGGGAGACCCUGGCCCUCAACGAGCGCAUCAUGCUGUCCCUCGUCAGCACCGGGGACUGCCCGUUCAUCGUCUGCAUGUCGUACGCAUUCCACACUCCCGACAAGCUCAGCUUCAUCCUCGAUCUCAUGAACGGCGGGGACCUGCACUACCACCUGUCCCAGCACGGGGUCUUCUCCGAGGCCGACAUGCGCUUCUACGCAGCUGAGAUCAUUCUGGGCCUGGAGCACAUGCACAACCGCUUCGUUGUCUACAGGGACCUGAAGCCAGCCAACAUCCUGCUGGACGAGCAUGGCCACGUGCGCAUCUCAGACCUGGGCCUAGCCUGCGACUUCUCCAAGAAGAAGCCCCACGCCAGCGUGGGCACCCACGGGUACAUGGCCCCUGAGGUUCUGCAGAAGGGCGUGGCCUAUGACAGCAGUGCCGACUGGUUUUCCCUGGGCUGCAUGCUCUUCAAGCUGCUGCGGGGGCACAGCCCCUUCCGGCAGCACAAGACCAAAGACAAGCAUGAGAUUGACCGCAUGACAUUGACAAUGGCCGUGGAGCUGCCUGACUCCUUCUCCCCCGAGCUUCGUUCUUUGCUGGAGGGGCUACUGCAGAGGGACGUCAACCGGAGACUGGGCUGCCUGGGCCGAGGGGCCCAGGAGGUGAAGGAGAGCCCUUUCUUCCGCUCCCUGGACUGGCAGAUGGUCUUCCUGCAGAAGUACCCUCCCCCACUGAUCCCCCCACGAGGAGAGGUGAACGCCGCCGACGCCUUUGACAUUGGCUCCUUUGAUGAGGAGGACACAAAAGGAAUCAAGUUACUGGACAGCGACCAGGAACUCUACCGUAACUUCCCCCUCACCAUCUCCGAGCGGUGGCAGCAGGAGGUGGCAGAGACCGUCUUUGACACCAUCAAUGCUGAGACGGACCGGCUGGAGACCCGCAAGAAAACCAAAAACAAGCAGCUGGGCCAUGAGGAAGACUACGCCCUGGGCAAGGACUGCAUCAUGCACGGCUACAUGUCCAAGAUGGGCAACCCCUUCCUGACCCAGUGGCAGCGGCGGUACUUCUACCUGUUCCCCAACCGGCUCGAGUGGCGGGGCGAGGGCGAGGCCCCGCAGAGCCUGCUGACCAUGGAGGAGAUCCAGUCGGUGGAGGAGACGCAGAUCAAGGAGCGCAAGUGCCUCCUUCUCAAGAUCCGAGGUGGUAAACAGUUCGUCCUGCAGUGCGACAGCGACCCGGAGCUGGUGCAGUGGAAGAAGGAGCUGCGUGACGCGUACCGCGAGGCCCAGCAGCUGGUACAGCGGGUGCCCAAGAUGAAAAACAAGGCGCGCUCGCCCGUGGUGGAGCUCAGCAAGGUGCCGCUGGUCCAGCGCGGCAGCGCCAACGGCCUCUGACCCCCCACCUGCCCGCCCGCCUUUUAUAAACCUCUAAUUUAUUUUGUCGAAUUUUUAUUAUUUGUUUUCCCGCAAAGCGGAAAAGGUUUUAUUUUGUAAUUAUUGUGAUUUCCUGUGGCCCCAGCCCCCACUUGCCUUGGCUCCUGCUGCCACCAACCUAGCCACUGUCCAGCCCCCCUCAGUCCUGACCCCCCCCAGGGUCACCCGCUCCCAGUGUCUUCCUGUGGGGGGAGAGCAGCAGCCCCCCGCCCCUUCCCGGGGAUGAUGCCACCUCCGGCCCUAUGGGCUGUGCUCUGUGCCCACGGCACAGCUGGGUGGCCCAGCAUCCCUCACUGCAGGGGAGGCCGCAGCAUGGGAAUACUACCGGAAUUUUCCCACCAUGACCCCCUCCUGUGACAGGGACAUAACCCUGCAAUGUCCUGCCUCCAGCCAGUUGGUGGAGAAGGAGCCCAUUGUCUCCUUGACCCCAGGACCUCCCAUGGUGACUUAGACUCCUGCACCCUCACUUGGGAAGAGUCCCUGUGUCACUAGCUGCCUCCAUUCUCACCUUCCGUGGACACUGUGGGGCUCGGCCAGGAGGGUGGCGUUGGCAGGAGGUGCUGCUGCCAUCACUGCAGCCCCCUUCUUGCACCCAAGCACCCGGGCUCAGAGGCCACAGAAAGGCAACUUCGGGUUGUGCCACACUGCUAGCCUGCCCUGAGGUCCCCAGGCUCCUGGACUGGGCAAGGCGUUAUCUGCCCAGGACUACAGGGGCCAGUCGGGGUGGGCCGGGCAGCACAGUGAGAGGGGCCAGGGGGGCCAGCCCUCACCACUCCAGGCCAGUCAGUGUGCCCCUCGGGCUAUCCACUCCCAGCCCCACGUCCCGUCAGUGCCACCACCCACAGGGCGCCACCUCGCCCACCGCAUGCCCCCUCGUGCCAGUCGCGCUGCCGUGUGGUGUCGCACCCUCUCCCCCUGGGGCUGGGUUCGCAUACCCUCCCCUCCCAUCUACUCACUCCCCGGGGCGUUUCUUUGCCGAUUUUUGAAUGUGAUUUUAAAGAGUGGAAAAUGAGACUGCGUUUUUAUAAAAAAAAUGGUGCCUGACUC